GAAAAGAACUUGAUUGUGUUUCCCUCUGGUAACAUUGUCUCUGAACACUCUCAUAUUCAUAUCGACUUACGCCAUACUAUCUGCCAUCAUGAGAGUUCCUUACGUAUCCAACCCUCCUGAGACCAAGUCCGAGGAGCAUGCCGCCAUUGUAAAGCGCAUAGAAGAGCGCCGCGCCCCUCGGCCUCUCCAAUCUCUGGAUUUAGCACUUCUUCACUCCCCUCACGUUGCUGAUGGCUGGAACUCAUUCCUCGGCGCUGUUCGUACCAAGACCUCUCUAAGCGACGACAUUCGAGAGCUUGCAAUUUCACGUAUUGCUGUGUGCAACAAGGCCUGGUACGAAUGGAAGCACCAUGCGCCGCUAGCUGUCAAGGGUGGUGUGUCUGAGGCUGGACUUGAGGCUAUCAAGGGGGAGGAACUUGGUGAGCGGCCUGCUGAGCUAUCAGAGAAGCAAUGGGCUGUGCUUCUGUACACGGAUGAGAUGACGAGGAACGUUCAAGUCAAGGAUGAGACCUUUGAUCGUCUGCGGGAGUAUUUCAACGAACAAGAAAUUGUGGAAAUCACAGCCACGGUUGCAUGCUACAACUGUGUAAGCCGUUUCUUGGUGGCACUCGACGUCGGGGAGAGAAAUGGUACCGGCCCCGAAGCCAUCUCUGGUCAUUGAUAGACAGUUGUGUCCUGCCAAUUUCCAGGAGUAGCAGCAAAAUGAAAAGAAGAAACAUGUCUUGAUCAUGAAUAGUGACUCAUAACCCAAAAACAAACAGAGUGGUAG
Fusarium oxysporum Fo47 is the source of this 769-nucleotide messenger RNA. RefSeq names its product AhpD-like protein. Bases 89 to 661 code for a protein of 190 amino acids. The transcript is spliced from 4 exons. The record is from RefSeq and is a predicted model, not a curated record. NCBI's taxonomy places the organism in Eukaryota, Fungi, Ascomycota, Sordariomycetes, Hypocreales, Nectriaceae. Gene Ontology annotation, molecular function: peroxiredoxin activity.